Messenger RNA from Episyrphus balteatus (marmalade hoverfly), 949 nucleotides. Its product is annotated as glutathione S-transferase 1-1-like. Gene Ontology annotation, biological process: glutathione metabolic process. The record is from RefSeq and is a predicted model, not a curated record. The transcript is spliced from 4 exons. Gene Ontology annotation, molecular function: glutathione transferase activity. The coding region runs from base 140 to 811 and encodes 223 amino acids. Lineage: Eukaryota; Metazoa; Arthropoda; Insecta; Diptera; Syrphidae.
CUAUUUGGUGGCUAAGGCUUGGAAAGUGUAGUUUUGAAUCAAUACGAAAACAAUUUUAGUAAGUUCAAAUCUUUUGCUGGAAACAGACGUUUUAGCUGGACAUACAAUUUUGCUUUAAAACAUAAAACCAUCUAGAAACAUGCCAAUUAAAUUGUAUGGUUUGUCCGACGGACCUCGUACCAUUGCCGUAAUCAUGACUUUGAAGGCUCUGGACAUUCCCUACGAGCUUGUCAGUACCAGCUGCCGUUUGGGUCAACAGAAGACUGAAGCUUUCGCUCUGAUUAAUCCCCAAAAGGAAAUACCUGCCUUGGACGACAAUGGAUUCUAUCUUCAAGAAACAAUCGCAAUUAUAAUUUAUUUAUGCAACAAAUAUGCUCCAGAUAGUCCUUUAUAUCCAAAAGAUCCUGUUGCACGUGCAAUAGUCAAUCAACGUUUGUGCUUCAAUAUGGGUUACUAUUUGACCACAAUUGGAAUGUAUACAAUGGGAACAAUGUUGUACGAUGGAGAGAGAUCUCCGGAACUUUUGAAGAAAGUCGAGAAUUCAUUGAAGGUCUUUGAAAUUUAUUUGGAACGUUCGAAUACGAAAUAUGCUGCUAGUGAUAGAUUGACUGUUGCUGAUUUUGCUCUAAUCGGGACGACAUUAUGCUUGGAGGCAAUUAAGUUUGAUUUGUCAGCUUAUCCAUUAAUUAGCAAGUGGUAUGAGACAUUUAAACAAGAAUAUCCAGAUUUGUGGCAAAUUGGUAAUGUUGGUUUGAUACAAUUGGAUUGGGUUGAAAGGAAUUUGCCGGAACCGAUUUUGAAAUUGGAAUAGUAAGAAAAUCUAGAUGGAAUGGGAAUCGUUUACAUUGUUUUUGUGUUUAUUCAGUAGAAUGUAUAAAAAAGUUGAAAGAAAAUAAAUUUUUUAAAAUAAUCAUUUAAAGAAAAAAGAAAUGAACGAACUUAUUGGACC